Molecule: messenger RNA, 1592 nt
Organism: Leptonychotes weddellii (Weddell seal)
Lineage: Eukaryota; Metazoa; Chordata; Mammalia; Carnivora; Phocidae
Source: RefSeq, a predicted model, not a curated record
AUAAUAAUAUGGUUACAGUCGAGCUUUCUAGAUCAUUGAGUGCCAAGCUAUGCUAGAUGCUCUGUAUAGUAUAUAUUACAUUUUAUUUGAUGAAUUUAGUAUUAUUUCCAUUUUGCAUUGUAGCAGGGAGACGGACGUAAUAAAAAAUAUUUUUAAAUAGAAUUUCAGAGAGUGAUAACGGAGAAGACAAAACAGUAGCAGGAUAAGGGGUUGCCUGGGGGGUGGGGCAGGAAUGCCCCUGGGAGGAUGGGACGUGCGUUAGCCAAGACUAGAGACUCAAAUGUCAGGAGGGGACACACAUUCCAGGAAAAGCUUGCCGGGCAGCAGGGACAGCUGGGUGACUGGGGACCAGCAAGGAGGCCAGAGGGCCUAGGGUAAGCAGCCGGGGGAGGCCCCCAGUGCACAGGGAGGGGCGGGCAGGCCUAACGAGGAGUUGGGGUUUCGUUCUGAGAGUGAGAAGCGACUCUGCUGGUGUUUGGUGGGGUCGUCUCUUUCACUUGUCAUUGUGAAAUCAAAAUUCAGACACGGACGAAAAUGGGUAUUGGUGACCUGCCACGUCACCCAAAGCCAGCCCCUGUGAUCACCAACAUUUUGCCAACCUGACUUCUUCAGUGUCCAUGUACACACUUCGGAAUUUUUGAAAACACACCCAAGACACCCUAUUCUAUCAACCAUAAAUAAGUAAGGACUUUGUAGUUUUUCUACCAUAAUAGUAGAUCUUAAGCAGAUAUCACAUCUCUUGUUUAUCAGUUCUGGGUACGCACACUUAACAUUGCACCAGGCACGCGCCAAAGUGCCUGUUUUAUUGCCAGCACUGGGUAUUAGGUUUAUAGUUUUGCUAAGUGGAUUUAAAGAAAGAAAGAAGGUGUGUGUAUUGAUUUUUAAACUCUGUAGUACGGUGGCCGCCAAGCUGGACCAUGCCAGGAUCCAGCCCUUUCCCCGGGGGGCGUGGCCUCUCACAGGGGACCUCUUCCCCUCGCGCUGACCCACCGUGUCUUGUAGGCGAGGCCCUGGGCCUGAACAGGCCUGUGCUGGUCCCGUACAAACUGAUCCGGGACAGCCCAGACGCCGUCGAGGUCACGGGCCUGCCCGACGACAUCCCUUUCCGGAACCCCAACACGUACGACAUCCACCGGCUGGAGAAGAUCCUGAAGGCCCGAGAGCACGUGCGCAUGGUCAUCAUCAACCAGCUCCAACCUUUUGCAGAAAUCUGCAAUGACGCCAAGGUGCCAGCCAAAGACAGCGGCAUUCCCAAGCGCAAGAGAAAGCGGGUCUCCGAAGGGAACUCCUUCUCCUCCUCCUCCUCGUCUUCCUCCUCCUCAUCCUCUAACCCGGAGUCCGUGGCGUCCACCAACCAGAUCUCACUCGUGCAAUGGCCAAUGUACAUGGUGGACUAUGCCGGCCUGAACGUGCAGCUCCCGGGACCUCUGAAUUACUAGACCUCAGUGCUGAAUCAGGACCUCACUCAGAAAGACUAAAGGAAAUGUAAUUUAUGUACAAAGUGUAUAUUCGGAUAUGUAUCGAUGCCUUUUAGUUUUUCCAAUGAUUUUUACACUAUAUUCCUGCCACCAAGGCCUUUUUAAAUAAGUAAA